AGCCCGCGCUAGGGUCUGGGGGCGCUGCUCAGCGGCGCUGGGCUGGCGCGGCUCGAGCCGCGGCUGCACUGACAGCGCCGUCUGCGGACCAUGGAGACUGGCGCCGGCCCGCAAGCGCUGCGCCUGCUGGUCUGCCUGAUGCCUCUCUGUCUCGCACUGCUUUUGGGAUGCGGGCGGCCCGGGACUGCCGAGGAAGUCAUUCUUCUGGAUUCCAAAGCCUCCCAGGCUGAGCUGGGUUGGAUUGCACUGCCUAGCAAUGGGUGGGAGGAGAUCAGUGGCGUGGAUGAACACGACCGUCCCAUCCGCACAUACCAAGUGUGCAAUGUGCUGGAGCCCAACCAGGACAACUGGUUGCAGACGGGAUGGAUCAGCCGCGGCCGUGGGCAGCGCAUCUUUGUGGAGCUGCAGUUCACACUUCGCGAUUGUAGCAGUAUCCCUGGCGCUGCAGGCACUUGCAAGGAGACCUUUAACGUCUACUACCUGGAAACUGAGGCUGACCUGGGCCGUGGGCGUCCCCGCCUGGGAGGUAACAGACCCCGCAAGAUUGACACGAUAGCAGCUGAUGAGAGCUUCACGCAGGGUGACCUGGGUGAACGCAAGAUGAAGCUGAACACAGAGGUGCGUGAGAUCGGCCCGCUUAGCCGGCGAGGUUUCCACCUGGCUUUCCAGGACGUAGGCGCAUGCGUGGCACUGGUCUCCGUGCGUGUCUACUACAAGCAGUGCCGUGCUACAGUGCGGGGCUUGGCUGUGUUCCCAGCCACCGCGGCUGAGAGCGCCUUCUCCACGUUAGUGGAAGUGGCCGGGACGUGCGUAGCACACUCGGAAGGGGACCCUGGUAGCCCUCCGCGCAUGCACUGUGGUGCUGAUGGCGAGUGGCUGGUGCCUGUGGGCCGCUGCAGCUGCAGUGCAGGAUUCCAGGAGCGUGGUGACAUCUGCGAAGCCUGCCCCCCAGGGUUUUACAAGGUGUCCCCGCGGCGACCCCUCUGCUCUCCGUGCCCGGAGCACAGCCGGGCCCUGGAAAACGCUUCCACGUUCUGCGUGUGCCAGGACAGCUACGCGCGCUCGCCCACCGACCCGCCCUCAGCCUCCUGCACCCGGCCACCGUCGGCGCCCCGGGACCUGCAGUACAGCCUGAGCCGCUCCCCGCUGGCGCUGCGGCUGCGCUGGCUGCCCCCGGCCGACUCCGGCGGCCGCUCCGACGUCACCUACUCGCUGCUGUGCCUGCGCUGCGGCCGCGAGGGCCCGGCGGGCGCGUGCGAACCGUGCGGGCCGCGCGUGGCCUUCGUGCCGCGCCAGGCCGGGCUGCGGGAACGCGCCGCCACGUUGCUGCACCUGCGGCCCGGCGCGCGCUACACCGUGCGUGUGGCGGCGCUCAACGGCGUCUCGGGCCCGGCGGCCGCCGCGGGAGCCACCUACGCGCAGGUCACCGUCUCCACCGGGCCCGGGGCACCCUGGGAGGAGGAUGAGAUCCGGAGGGACCGAGUGGAGCCCCAGAGCGUGUCCCUGUCAUGGCGGGAGCCCAUCGUGGCUGGAACCCCCGGGGCCAACGGCACAGAGUAUGAGAUCCGGUACUACGAGAAGGGUCAAAGUGAGCAAACUUACUCCAUGGUGAAGACAGGGACACCUGCAGUUACUGUCACCAACCUGAAGCCAGCUACCCGCUACGUCUUCCAGAUCCGGGCCGCUUCACUGGGGCCCUCCUGGGAGUCCCAGAGCUUCAACCCCAGCAUUGAAGUGCAGACCCCAGGGGAGGCCACUCCAGGGUCGAGAGACCAGAGCCCCGCAGUUAUGGUCACUGUGGUGACCAUCUCGGCCCUCCUCGUCCUGGGUUCUGUGAUGAGUGUCCUGGCCAUUUGGAGGAGGCCCUGCAGCUAUGGCAAAGGAGGUAGUGAUGCCCAUGAAGAAGAGGAGCUGUAUUUCCACUUCAAAGUCCCAACACGUCGCACUUUCCUGGAACCCCAGAGCUGUGGGGACCCGCUGCAGGCUGUGCACCUGUUUGCCAAGGAGCUCGAUGCAAAAAGCAUCAUGCUGGAGAGGAGCCUGGGAGCAGGGCGGUUUGGGGACCUGUGCUGCGGCUGCUUGCAGCUACCUGGCCGCCAGGAGCUGCCUGUGGCAGUGCACACGCUGAGAGAUGGCUGCUCAGACUCGCAAAGGCUCAGCUUCCUGGCCGAGGCCCUCACCCUGGGCCAGUUUGACCACAGCCACAUUGUGCGCCUGGAGGGGGUUGUCACCAGAGGAAGCCCCUUGAUGAUUGUUACUGAGUACAUGGGCCAUGGGGCCCUGGACAGCUUCCUCAGGCGUCAUGAGGGGCAGCUGGUGGCUGAGCAGCUGAUGGGGCUCCUGCCUGGACUGGCAUCAGCCAUGAAGUACCUGUCGGAGAUGGGCUAUGUCCACCGGGGCCUCGCCGCCCGCCGUGUGCUGGUCAGCAGUGGCCUCCUCUGUAAGCUGUCUGGUUUUGGGCGGGGCCCCCGCGACCGAGCAGAGGCUGUCUAUACCACCAUGAGUGGCCGGAGCCCGGCGCUCUGGGCUGCCCCUGAGACACUUCAGUUUGGCCACUUCAGCUCUGCCAGUGAUGUGUGGAGCUUUGGUGUGGUCAUGUGGGAGGUGAUGGCCUUCGGUGAGCGGCCCUACUGGGACAUGUCUGGCCAAGAUGUGAUCAAGGCUGUGGAAGAUGGCUUCCGGCUGCCGCCCCCUAGGAACUGCUCCUCCGCCCUGCACCGACUGAUGCUUGACUGCUGGCAGAAAGACCCGGCUGAGCGGCCCAGGUUCUCCCAGAUCCACAGCAUCCUGAGCAAGAUGGUGCAGGAUCCAGAACCCUCGAAGUGUGCCACAAGCACCUGUCCCAGGCCUCCCACCCCCCUGGCGGACCGUGCCUUCUCCACCUUCCCCUCCUUUGGCUCCGUGGGGGCCUGGCUGGAGGCCCUGGACCUGUGCCGCUACAAGGACAGCUUUGCAGCAGCUGGCUAUGGGACCUUGGAGGCUGUGGCUGAGAUGACCUCCCAGGACUUGGUGAGCCUGGGCAUCUCUUCAGCGGAGCACCGAGAGGCCCUCCUGAGUGGGAUCAGCGCCCUGCAGGCCCGAGUGCUGCAGCUGCAGGGCCAGGGGGUGCAGGACAAAUAAAAACUUGUUCGUGAUAUUAUGCUUGAGUGGCAGUUUCUU
Octodon degus (degu) is the source of this 3159-nucleotide messenger RNA. It is a transcript of the gene Epha10, whose product is annotated as EPH receptor A10. Gene Ontology annotation, molecular function: transmembrane-ephrin receptor activity; ATP binding; protein binding. The coding region runs from base 91 to 3120 and encodes 1009 amino acids. The transcript has 18 exons. NCBI's taxonomy places the organism in Eukaryota, Metazoa, Chordata, Mammalia, Rodentia, Octodontidae. Gene Ontology annotation, biological process: protein phosphorylation; cell surface receptor protein tyrosine kinase signaling pathway; axon guidance. Gene Ontology annotation, cellular component: plasma membrane; neuron projection. The record is from RefSeq and is a predicted model, not a curated record.